This is a messenger RNA of Saccoglossus kowalevskii, 882 nucleotides long. Its product is annotated as SH2 domain-containing protein 4A-like. The record is from RefSeq and is a predicted model, not a curated record. Lineage: Eukaryota; Metazoa; Hemichordata; Enteropneusta; Harrimaniidae. Gene Ontology annotation, cellular component: cytoplasm.
AUGGGUCCUGGAGCAAAGGAAGAAGCUAUUAGACUAGAGAAACAAAAGGCUGAAGAUGACAGGAUAGCGAGAGAGAAAGCCAGGCUUGAAGCUGAAAGAAAGAAGAAACAAGAAGAAGCAGCCAUAUACGCAACUUUAAAACAAGCCAAAUUAGAAGCACAGAUGGAAAAAGAAAGAAAAGAAAAGGAAAGGCAAAUGGCAGAAUUACUUGAACAAGAAAAAAAGAGAAAAAUCCAAAUGGAGAAGGAGGAAAAGGAAAGUAAAUCCAGGGAAGAAGAUCUCCGGAAGAAAUGGCAACUCAGAGCACAGGAAAUUUAUCAGAGAGGAAAACAAAAAAGAGAAAGAAAUAACAAGGAUGCUGAAACAGAAAGUAAACAGACUGAUGAAUUUUGGAAAGAACAACAAGAGAAGUCUAAAAUUGCAGAUAGGCAUAGAAGUGAACGUGCAAAACAAGCCAGGAGGAGUUUGCGAAUGUCUGUUGACUAUUCAACUUUAGGCAUGCCUGGUGUUGUGGAACAAGCUAUGCAACAAAACUUACACAAACCAAAACCAGCAUUGCCACCAAGACCUCAGAAAACCCGUCCAGAUCGCCCUCGCAAUAGACGUGAUAUUACUGAAUGGUUUCUUGAAGUGGAAAAACCCAAAAUGACUGGAAUUGACCCAAAAACCAACAGACCAGCAAAAUGGUUUCACGUGGCAUCUGGCUCUCUUGGCAGGGGCCAGGAUCAGGUGGUGGAUCAUCCCCUUUCUCGGGCGGUUGUGCCCCCACCCUCAGGUCACAAGGAUGCAAGUUUGAUGCUUCUGUCUGCGACAAGGGAACAGGCAAGUGUUUGGCAGGGGGCAGAGUCUGAACAUUUGAAUCGUUUCUGGGCAUGGAGUUAG